ACGGCCAUCUGCUCUUCGAUCGCUUCCUGCUCCUGCUGGUACACACGGGAUUCUCCAGACCCCGGUGACGCUCCUGUCUACUGCCAAUGAUCGCGCUGGUCUCUUCUGGUAGAGCCUGCAGUUCAGCCUGCAGUAGCCUACACACCGUCGUCAGAGAUGGGUUCUUAGCUUCGCUCUUGGCCCCGAGGUCAUCUGGCCUCCGACACCCUUCCACAUCCUCGUCCUUCCCGGCUCCUCGAUCCCCGCGAUUCACCCCUCGACGGCCCUUUCAUUCCACCUCCCCGUUAAACUCAACCACGACAAAGGUUUCAUAUGGCGUCGCCGCGUCGUCGUCUGGCAAAGGCCGACGUUUUUACCCGAUCAAAAACUCGUACAAUUUUACACCUGAAGAGCAGGAGGCUAUCGGAGUUGUUACCGACACACGGGACCGGCUUAUCCAACGAAGGAGGAGACCGGACAGUGGUGAAGAUGCGUUCUUCGCCAGCAGAGUCGGCCAGAAUGGCACCAACGCUGUCGCAUUCGCCGUCGCAGAUGGUGUAGGCGGCUGGGCGGAGUCCAAGGUCGAUCCCGCGGAUUUCUCGCACGCGCUAUGCGGCUACAUGGCAGAAGCCGCCCUGUCUUGGGACUCGCCCGCAGAAGAGUUACGGCCGGUCAACCUUCUUCAGGCAGGAUACGACGGGGUAGUGGCAGACGACAAAAUCCCGGCCGGUGGGAGCACUGCAUCGGUUGGCGUAGGACUGGAAGACGGACGAGUCGAGCUGGCAAACCUAGGCGACUCCGGCUCUGUUCUUCUCCGACUGGGAGCCGUACACCACUACUCGAUCCCUCAAACGCACGGCUUCAAUACACCCUACCAGCUCAGCAUCAUCCCGCCCCAAAUGCGCACCCAAGCGUCCAUCUUCGGUGGGUCCUUCCUGGAGGACUUCCCGCGAGACGCGGCCGUCACCAACCUCCAGAUGCAACACGGAGACGUUCUCAUCCUCGCAACCGACGGCGUCUUCGAUAACCUCAACAAUCAGGAUAUCCUGAAGCACGUCACGAGUCGCAUGAUCGCCACGGGUGCCUGGACCGUCGACUCGGAUUAUGGGAUCCAGCUCGCGGAAGGUCUCAAACAAUUGACCCAGCCCGAAGGCCUAUCCUCUCUCAUUUUUCCCUCUCAGGCUGGUCCUGAACAGUCGUCUCUGUCCAGGUCCCGCGAACAUUCUCACACCCUCCAAUCCCUCAUUGCCGCAUCAAUCGUUGGCGAAGCCAAACUCGCCAGCAUGGACAGCCGUCGCGACGGGCCCUUCGCCAAGGAAGCCCAGCGCUAUUAUCCGGGCGACUGGUACCGCGGCGGCAAGGUCGACGACAUCAGUGUUGUAGUCGUCGUAGCCGUCGAUGAGGGUUACCCUGCUAAAAUCUAGGAUGGUCUUGAUUGACCGCUUAUAUAAUAAAUGACUUUACAACCAACGCGUUCUUCUACCUACGCAAGCCUAUACACAUACAACUUAAACCUCCCACCGCCUCAUCACAUCGAUAUAUCCAUACCAUCAUACCAUACCAUACCACAUCAUACCCUCUACUGCGUUGUGUUUAUCGCACCUAUCCAUCCCUUCAAGAUUCCAUGGCCUUACCGUUCUGUCCUGCUUUUUUUUUUUGUUUCCUGUACCUACCUACCUAGAUACAUCAUUAGCAUAGAACUAAAUCACAGUUACCCAAUUUCUCG
Molecule: messenger RNA, 1705 nt
Organism: Aspergillus heteromorphus CBS 117.55
Lineage: Eukaryota; Fungi; Ascomycota; Eurotiomycetes; Eurotiales; Aspergillaceae
Gene: ppmA
Product: type 2C protein phosphatase PTC7
Exons: 1
Coding region: 87-1403 (438 amino acids)
Source: RefSeq, a predicted model, not a curated record